This is a messenger RNA of Penicillium waksmanii, 456 nucleotides long. RefSeq names its product Zinc finger C2H2. The coding region runs from base 1 to 456 and encodes 151 amino acids. The transcript is spliced from 2 exons. NCBI's taxonomy places the organism in Eukaryota, Fungi, Ascomycota, Eurotiomycetes, Eurotiales, Aspergillaceae. The record is from RefSeq and is a predicted model, not a curated record.
AUGGCCCCCAACUCAGUUCUUGUUCCGUUUAAUACGGCACAGCGACCUCAUUUCCAAAGCCUACAGCUUAUUCCUUUCAGCCAUGGGCUGAACGCGUAUGAUAUUUAUCAUGGCCUCAAUCAUGGCAUCGCUACCUCCUCGGUAUCGGGAAACAUAGCUUCUGAUGUUGGAAGUAUUAUCGAGGAAGGUCAAGCAAACGAAGGGCAUAUAAUCACUCAGAAUCAGGAUAGCUCAAGUAACGCUAACACGAGCCCUCCUCCCUUACUAUGCGAGUGGCCGGACUGCAAGCGGCCUGGUCCAUUCUCCAGCAAGGGGACUCUUAGGCGCCAUGUCAACACUCAGCACCUUGCUCCGCGGUCCUUCAAAUGUCCUCAUCGUGAAUGUACCAUGACCUUCAAUCGAAAGGACAACCUAGAUCAGCACUUGCGAUCCGAUGUUCAUUGGAAGAAGAUCUGA